GAACAGUCCCAUCACCUAAAAUGGCGUCUUCAUCGUGGGUCUCUACUCGGGCACUUUUAACUCCCGCCAAAACCCCGACCUCCACCACACUUUUUCUCCCACGCCCCGCCUGCCUUAUCCUACACUCUACUCCUCACCCAUCCCUUUCUCUCUCUUCCCCAAAACUCUUCCUGAGCCCUCUUCCAGCUUCACCUCCGCAGAAAUACGUCUACCCUGAUCCUAUCCCUGAGUUCGCAGAAGCUGAGACCCAGAAGUUUAAAAGUGAGCUUUUCAAGAAGUUAUCUAAAGACAAAGACACAUUUGGUGAUGAUCUUGAUGCUGUCAUUGAGGUCUGCGUUGAGGUAUUUAACAAUUUCUUGCACAAAGAGUAUGGAGGACCCGGGACACUGUUGGUGGAACCUUUCACAGAUAUGUUUGUUGCUCUAAAGGAGAAGAAAUUACCUGGAGCACCUGUGGCUGCACGGGCAUCCUUGUUAUGGGCCCAAAAUUAUGUCGAUGAUGAUUGGGAGGUUUGGAACUCAAACUCACCCUAGUGAUUUCCUCAACAUAAUUCAUAACAUUUUUUCAAAUUAUCAUCAUGUUGUACUGUGGUAACUGAUCAAGUUUGGAAUUUGUAUAAAAUAGUUGAGUGAAAGACCUAAUUUCAUAUCAAAGUGUUUCUUGUAAUACAAUGUAGAAUCUGGUGCUCUUAUGAACUCAGAAGCUAUACAGAUGUUUUAUUUCUUGAAA
Theobroma cacao (cacao) is the source of this 729-nucleotide messenger RNA. RefSeq names its product protein PLASTID REDOX INSENSITIVE 2, chloroplastic-like. Gene Ontology annotation, biological process: regulation of gene expression. NCBI's taxonomy places the organism in Eukaryota, Viridiplantae, Streptophyta, Magnoliopsida, Malvales, Malvaceae. The record is from RefSeq and is a predicted model, not a curated record.